This is a messenger RNA of Scophthalmus maximus (turbot), 1270 nucleotides long. It is a transcript of the gene prr15lb, whose product is annotated as proline rich 15 like b. The transcript has 2 exons. The coding region runs from base 236 to 586 and encodes 116 amino acids. Lineage: Eukaryota; Metazoa; Chordata; Actinopteri; Pleuronectiformes; Scophthalmidae. The record is from RefSeq and is a predicted model, not a curated record.
UUGAGGAGGGUGUGUGCUCGAGUGGAGUAAAGAGGGACAAGGUCAGCGAGCGAGAGUCACACAGAGGAAGAGAUGCUGCACCUGUACACGAUCACCUGAGGAGGAUCAACAGCAAAAAGAGUAAAAGGAGUAAAAGAGUUUCGCAAACAUGGCGCCGCAGUGUCACGUCUGAGAGAAUCUCCUCCAGGCCAGGUCGUUGUCAACAAGGUCAGUCGCCCAGUGUCUGCAAGGUGCCAUGGCUGACCCCAGCUGGUGGAAGCUGACCUUCUCGCGCAAGAAGAAGUCCGAGCCCAAGGUCCUGUACGAGAUCCCGGCCGAGUACGGCAGCAACACCGGCAACAAAGAGCACUCCUCGGGCGGCAACAGCAACCCCGCCUCCGCGGACCACACCGACAGCCAGUUCAACGCCAGGCUGGAGAAGAUCGUGGACAAGUCGGCCACCAAGGGCCGCCACGUCAAGGUGUCCCACUCGGGUCGCUUCAAGGAGAAGAAGAAGGUCCGCGCCUCGCUGGGGGAGAACCCCAACCUGUUCGCAGAGCACAACCCCAGCGAUGAGAACCACAAGAAAAAGACAAGUGACAAGUAGUGCUUCCCUUGAUCACAGCUGUGUCAUAUAGAAAUAUAUAUAUAUGAAUAUAUCAGUGUCACGCCUGAGAAAGCUCAAAUGCUGUACACGCAAACACAACCGUGUUGCACGACACGUGCAAGGUGGAUCAACACUUGUUGCCAUGUGCACCACACCUCGAUAGAUACCGUAACCAACGGACUCACGCCCGAACAAACAAGUGGUAUCAGCAGGAAAACCUUUAAACAUUCACAGAUCAGAGAGACAUGAAAUCUCUCAAUAACUUAAUAUAUUUAAUAUGAUCACUGAUAUGAAGGAGGGGGGAAAACCCCCACUCUGCCUAUAACCUCGAGCAUCUUCGUCCUCAUGAUUGAAAAGCGACAUUACUGUAAUUAAACGUUUUUAUUCUCAUCGUUAUGUUUGUAGAGAUUUGGAUUUAUUCUUCCUUUUUUUCUGUUGAAUGUCUUAUUUAAUCAGUACACGUGGAGAUAUGUCUGUGUGUUGUGCAACCGGAGCACAGUAAAUCUUUUAUUACACAUUUUUUUUGUGAGCAAAGCAAAUACAUUUUAAUAACUUUGUUGAUACUCGUCAGAUAUGGUUAAAAAAAAACUGUUUAUAUGAUCUUUUUUUUUUCUUGAAUCCGUAGGAAGAAAAUGAUGUAUUUUGUUUUAAAUAAAUACGUGUCUGGUAUGUGUUAAUAUGAAA